Molecule: messenger RNA, 2636 nt
Organism: Hyalella azteca
Lineage: Eukaryota; Metazoa; Arthropoda; Malacostraca; Amphipoda; Hyalellidae
Exons: 5
Coding region: 502-1755 (417 amino acids)
Source: RefSeq, a predicted model, not a curated record
CAGGAGGUUUCCAAUGAAUGCAAAUAUGAAUUAAAUUGGCUGCCCGUAUGAUUGAGUGGCCAAUUUUGCUCAGCAACAUCGGAAAUUGAACAAAUUUAUCAAUUCCCUUAGGCGUGGAAGACAGUUUCUCAAUUUGAAUACCAGUCAAAGGUGUUGCAAGGCGUCUAAAGAUAAAUGAACUCUGCAGCAAUGAAUGCUAGAAGUUUAAACACUUCUUAAAUGGACGAAUUAAAUAAGCACAGUCAGGAAAGCGAGCAUACAGACAGUCGCAAGUAAAAGGCGACACCGCGAGAGGGCCGCUGGGCAAAGUUUUUUGCCAUUAAGAGAACGGCGUCGACGUUUGCUCUCUGCUAGUGGAGGCUGGCAGGGAAAAUUAUCAGUUUGCUUGGCGACGGGGCGGUAAUCGGACGCCAGUAAGAGACCACAAAGAAGUGAAUUGCGAGUGGACUUACUGCAGCAAUCUAGGACAAAAAAGUUCCGCAGUUUUUUGGCCUCGCCAAGAUGAUUCCGCUGAAGGAAACCAUCAUCGCUUCCCUGCAGAUGCUAGAGCGUCUUGCGGGACGAAACCCUUUUAAUUGCGUGGUGUUUGGUCUGGACGAUACAUGGAACCAGGACACUUAUUUAGAUCUCGACCACGAAUGCGAGACUUUAGAAUGCGAAGACCAAGAUUUCAAAUAUCAUCGAUCCUCAUCUGAGAGUUUUAACGUACAUCUUCGAACAUCUGACGCCUCUUCGAACCGAAGCCAAACCUGCAAUGCAGGCUUGUUUGUCAAUAAUUUUAUGAAAGUUUCUGGCUCUCAAGAAAUUGGAAGUGAAGAACCGGGACCGUCAAAUCGUGAUUCAUGCAUGAUUAAGCAAGCAGAUUUAAUUAACGAUAAUAUCAAGGAUGAAAAUCACCCGGUGUCUUGUAGUCUUCAUCAGCUUAAUUCACUCUUAGAUCCACGCUGUAAUCAAGCGCUUGGUGAUGAUUCUACAAGCGAUCUCUGUGAAGAGUGUGCUGAUCAUUUCAGACACCAUGUUUCAGCUGUUGAUCAUAAUUUCACUGUACCGUCCACAAUUAACGAAGGCUUGAACCCAAUACCAAACAAAUGUUGUAUCUGUAUCUUGCGUAGAAUCGAACUCACUGACGAAGAAUUUUCGGAUUAUCAUGACUCAGUAAGAAAAGAAACACACGUGGAAUUGAAACGCAGAAGUCGGGAUAAAAAUCAAAACUUGACCCAGCACAACUUAAGAACCAACGAGACAGACGAAACUCAAGCCUCUCGAGCCGGUUUCCAAGUGGAGCAGCAAGAAGAGACCGAGUCUGGUGUUGCUGCGAUUUCUAAUGAACUCAUUGACCCCGAUUGUUUCGUUUGUUUCCGUAAACACGGUGAGCAGGAUGAUGACGUCACCUUUAAGUAUUAUGGCGUACUGUCGGAUUGUCAACACAGCUUCUGUAAGACUUGCAUCGCAUCGUGGCUGCAGCAAUCUGCUAUAGACAGAUGGAGAUGCCCGGUGUGUCGGUGCGCUGUGCUCUUCACGUACGACAGCCCGCGGUGGCUGCCGCACCGCAGCCGUGACAAGCAGCAACAACUUGCUAGCACUCGGGCCAGGCUAUUAGUGACACGGUCGGUGGGGCGCAAGUUGACGGCGCUGCUACGGCUGCUACUGCUCUACUGGACCGUAGGAGUCAAGGCUCUCAGGAACCUCGUCGAGGAGAUCACGCCGGAGUUCGAGCCGCUCCUGCACCGCCAUGAGAUAGGAUCCUUUAUCUAAUAUACGUUGCAGGAUAUUAGAUUAAUCCGAUAAUAUCCUUAGAUGAAUCCGAUAAUAUUCUUAGAUUAGAUAUCCGAUAAUAUCCUUCAUCUAAUAUCGGAUCUGUAUCUAAAAUCUAAUAGAGAAUAAUAUCGAAUUAAAAAUUUCGAUGGCUUAAAGGAAUGGAAAUCAGGGCAUCUUAGUCGCUGAAACAGUCGAUUUGCCACGAUAGAUAUUAUAAGAGAAUAUAUUUUGCUAUGGAAGUUAUAUAUAGUUAUGUGACAAGCUAUAACAAUUUAGUAUCACUCCAACAGGUCGAAAUCGCUUACAACUGUUACUUUACGUUUGGCUUUUGUUUGAGGUAACUUAAUUUAAGUGUUUGAUGUUUCAAAUUUAUGCAAAUACACCUGAGAAUAUUCAGUUACUUACUAUCGAAUUAGCCUCUAAUAAAAUAUAAUAAGCAGAAUUCAUUGACAAAAUUUCCUUUGAAGUGUUGUGGUUUAAUGGUGGAAAUGUCUAUGGCUGGGAAAAGUAACUCUGAACAGUAUUGCCAGUAAUCAUAAUUAAUAGCCACUUCAUUGAUAGUCGUAUGGAGCCUCUUUUUGAUUGCUACAGACCAAUCACGCGCGUACGUUGAACUGUGGCAAAUAUGGCGAUCGGCCUGUCGCGUCAAGAAGAAAUGACGCAAUCCUGGAUAUUUUAACCGGAUUUAACAGAACUUAACUCAGCCAGUUUACAGUACCUACAGUUACGCGCAUAUUUAUUGGCAACUUUCAACUCUAAAUUUAAAUAUUGCACCUAUGUCCAAGAUACUGAUGAAAUAUUAGUGUGCUUGUAUUAAAAUGCUAGCCUGUAAUCGUGUAAACUAAUUUCUUACCUUAAAAAUAUAUUAUUCAUUUAAU